CCUCGCCGUAACAACCACCCAUCUCGCCCACCAUUCCGCCUUCGCCGACAAGGACCAUGCAGCCGUGGAACGCGGCGCGCACGAAGGUGCAAAUCAAGCUGUCGAUACAGCGGCUGCGGACGCUGCAGGAGAAGAAGCUUGCGCUGGCCAAGAAGGCGCGCCGUGACAUCGCCGACCUCGUUGCCAAGAGCCGGAUUGAGACGGCCAAGCUGCGCGUCGAGGGCUUGAUCCAGGACGACAUCUACGUCGAGCUCCUCGAGCUGCUGGAACUGUACUUGGAGACGCUGCAGGCGCGCUUCGGCCUCCUGGACCAGAACACCGGCGAGAACCCAGACCCAUCGAUCGCGGAUGCGGUGUGCGCGAUCGUGUACGCCGCCCCGCGCACCGAGCUCAAGGAGGUGCAUGUGCUCCGCGAGAUCUUGAUGCACAAGUUCGGCCGCAACUUCUCCCUGUCGCUGCAGCCGUCGGACCCGCCCCCGGCCUGCGUCCCGCCCCGCAUUCUCUCCAAGCUCGCGACGUACACGCCCCCCGCCGAGCUCGUGGAAGCCUAUCUGUCCGAGAUUGCGCGGGGGUAUGGCGUGCCGUAUGCGCCUGUGGGCAAGGACAUUCCGCCGCUCGACGAGGACGACGAGGGGCGAGGGAGCGGGGACGAGGGGACCAAGGAGGAGAGCCUCAAGGUUGAGGGCGCCGGGGCGGACCGCACACCCUCCCCGGCCAACGCUGAGAAGAGCGCCGCGCCACGGGGGCCAGUGGUCGUCAAGAAAGCCACGCCCGAGGACGAGCUCGCGGCGCGCUUCGAGCGCCUCAAGUCGUUCCGGUAGCUAGUUGUAUGCAUUGAUAUCUGCGAUCA
Molecule: messenger RNA, 850 nt
Organism: Cutaneotrichosporon oleaginosum
Lineage: Eukaryota; Fungi; Basidiomycota; Tremellomycetes; Trichosporonales; Trichosporonaceae
Biological process (GO): protein transport
Source: RefSeq, a predicted model, not a curated record